AUGAGAGCUACUGGCAGGAUGGGGGCCAGAGCAGUGUCCAAGCUGCGGCUGGCACUGCUGUUUGUACUGGUGCUAGGGACACCCAAGUCAGGGGUCCAGGGGGAGGAAGGGCUGGACUUCCCCGAGUACGACGGUGUGGACCGUGUGAUCAAUGUGAACGCAAAGAACUACAAGAACGUGUUCAAGAAGUAUGAGGUGCUGGCCCUCCUCUACCAUGAGCCUCCCGAGGAUGACAAGGCCUCACAAAGACAAUUUGAAAUGGAGGAGCUGAUCCUGGAGUUAGCAGCCCAGGUCUUAGAAGACAAGGGUGUUGGCUUCGGCCUGGUGGACUCUGAGAAGGAUGCAGCUGUGGCCAAGAAACUAGGACUAACUGAAGAAGACAGCGUCUAUGUGUUCAAAGGAGAUGAAGUCAUUGAGUAUGAUGGCGAGUUCUCUGCAGACACUCUGGUGGAGUUUCUGCUUGAUGUCCUAGAAGACCCUGUGGAACUGAUUGAGGGGGAACGAGAGCUGCAGGCCUUUGAGAAUAUCGAGGAUGAAAUCAAGCUCAUUGGCUACUUCAAGAGCAAAGACUCAGAGCAUUACAAAGCCUACGAGGAUGCAGCCGAGGAGUUCCACCCCUACAUCCCGUUCUUCGCCACCUUUGACAGCAAGGUGGCAAAGAAGCUGACCCUCAAGUUGAACGAGAUUGACUUCUAUGAGGCCUUCAUGGAUGAGCCUGUGACCAUCCCAGACAAACCCAACAGUGAAGAGGAGAUUGUCAGCUUCGUGGAGGAGCACAGGAGAUCAACGCUGAGGAAGCUGAAACCUGAGAGUAUGUAUGAGACUUGGGAGGAUGAUCUAGAUGGAAUCCACAUUGUGGCCUUUGCAGAGGAAGCUGACCCCGACGGUUUCGAGUUCUUAGAGACUCUCAAGGCUGUGGCCCAAGACAACACUGAAAACCCUGACCUCAGUAUCAUCUGGAUUGACCCUGAUGACUUCCCGCUGCUGGUCCCGUACUGGGAGAAGACAUUUGACAUCGACUUGUCAGCUCCCCAAAUAGGAGUUGUCAACGUCACCGACGCGGACAGCAUAUGGAUGGAGAUGGACAACGAGGAGGAUCUGCCUUCUGCUGAGGAGCUGGAGGACUGGCUGGAGGAUGUACUGGAGGGUGAGAUCAACACAGAGGAUGAUGAUGACGAUGACGAUGAUGACGACGACGAUGACGAUGAUGAUGACUAG
Psammomys obesus (fat sand rat) is the source of this 1218-nucleotide messenger RNA. RefSeq names its product calsequestrin 1 (gene Casq1). Gene Ontology annotation, cellular component: sarcoplasmic reticulum lumen. Gene Ontology annotation, biological process: regulation of skeletal muscle contraction by regulation of release of sequestered calcium ion. Lineage: Eukaryota; Metazoa; Chordata; Mammalia; Rodentia; Muridae. The record is from RefSeq and is a predicted model, not a curated record. The transcript has 11 exons. The coding region runs from base 1 to 1218 and encodes 405 amino acids. Gene Ontology annotation, molecular function: calcium ion binding.